Epinephelus lanceolatus (giant grouper) is the source of this 764-nucleotide messenger RNA. NCBI's taxonomy places the organism in Eukaryota, Metazoa, Chordata, Actinopteri, Perciformes, Serranidae. The record is from RefSeq and is a predicted model, not a curated record.
CCUCAGUAAGGUCAUUGCUGACCUCAAUGUGAGUAAAUGAAAAAUGAGUAUGUCAUCAUUAAUUUGCAGUCCUGUUUUCUCUUGCUGGUUGUUGUCAUGGCAUGGCUCUCUGGACAGUAAAAGCUAUCUAUGUUCUGUCUGUCCUCCUCCUGACUAAGCAGAAGCGGCAGCAGCAGCAGGGUGGGGCACCAUCAAGCUCCUCUGACAGCUCAUCAGAGGAGGAGGAGCAGGAGGAGGAGGAGAAAGAGGAGGAGGAGGAAGAGCAGCAGCCACCACCACCAGCACCAGAGGAAGAGGGGGACUCAUCCCCCUCUUCCUCAGAACAGCAGCAGCAGCAGCAGCCACCACCACCACAGGAAGAGGGGGACUCAUCCCCCUCGAGCAUGGAGCAGCAGCAGCAGCAGGCAACAUCUGGCGAAGACAGUGGUGAGGAGGAGGAGGAGGGGCAGGAGGAGGAGGCCGAGCCACCAGUUCCUCAGAAGAGGAGGGCCUCCUCUUCUGUCCCUCCUGCUGCUGCUGCUGCUGCUGCUCCAAGACCGGAGCAGAGCACCAGUGAAGAGGAAAGUGAGCAGCUGAGCCCUAGGCUGAGGGCCAUCAAGACUGCCCUCAAGCCAUACUUUGCCGGGAAGAGCAGGGCCUCUAAUUUGAGGAACAUCUGCUUCGGCACCUCAAUUGACAAAUACAUGGCAUCAUAUGCUGAUUUUGUUUCAUGCCCAGAAGGCACAAACAAAAUGAAAGAGAAUGCCACAUCGAAGACCACCUGA